UUAAAAACUUAAUUUAGAUUAUGGUACAUGACAGUGUCAUUGCUUUGUUGACUGAUGAUGACAUGUAAAGAUCCUAAAUAACUCACCAAUAAAUAAUUAAAUUACGGGGCCUCUUGAAACUGGCGCGCUAUGACAACAACCAGAAGGUAGACAACGAUGAGUGCUUGUUUCGCGCAACCGUUGAAGCAAGCAAUUCUUCUCAAAGCGGAUGCUAUGCGCGAAGUUCGGACACAGGCCCUUUGACGAAAUAACUCUUUCCGUAUUAUUAAAAGAUAUAUUGGCAUCAAUGAAAUGCUCUCACAAUGUGCUGCAUAUUUACAUGGAUGGCCUGGUGCUUCGAUGCAUCGCACAGGGUCGUGGUUUUCAUCAUGGCGUGCCUCAUCAGCUCGUCCGUCUGCUGCUUGCUACUCACAGCUUCACUGGCAGGCGUUGCCAUGGGUUAUAAUUACUCAUUAGCUGAAUACAUCGACCUCAAAGAGACCAACAUCUCCGUGUAUAUCAAGCGAGGUGUUUACGAUGACGAGAUAAGUGAUGACUUCGACUGGCGGCGAGCGGGCGCCGGAGAACCGAGCAUUUCUCUCAGGGACAACACUGGCCAGAAAAUAACACCCGGAUAUCAAGGCGACCAGCCUCUAGCAGACGGUCGUCGCCAAUUGGGCAACUCCGUGUUAGGGUCGGAAGAACAACGUCACUACGAAGGCAGCCUCAUGCGACUCACGUCUACGGCGGCCGGACAGGCUGAACGCAGAUUUGAUCCUCCAGCGCCACCUUACACCACUAGUCCAACGACGACUCCGAAUAUAGUCGAUGGAUUGCUGGAAUUUGCCGACGACUUGCCGGGCGGUUCUAAAGAACGAUUGAGAGUUAUUCAAGCAGCAGCAAGGCAACAUGAAAUUCGCAAAAUUGAAUUGGCUACCGCUACGAUACCCGAGGAUCCGUUAGAUCGAGUAAAGGCCGUAGAAGCUAAUGCUCAUAUACACAAUGCCAGGAGAACGGACCCGACAACAACGACGGAUAAGUACGCCAAAUAUUUCGCGCAGUUAGCGCAGCAUCCCGGUUUCCCAGGCUCUGGACUAAGUGCCAGGAAGUUCAUGCAGAGCCAAGAUAAGGACAUAAACGAGACACCCCAGCCUAAUCGGUUUAGAGACGCAGUGUUCCAGGGGCAACUUAGAAACUGGCCAACAGCGGAUUCUUCUAAAUCGACAGCCGAAAAUUUCUUCGAUUACGAAGUUAGCUACACGCCUCCAAUACUAACACCGCCAACAGUAAAGCCAUUACUCGUUCGUCCGUUAGAAAAUAAAAAGCAGAAGAUUAUGUGGGACAGUAGGCCGAAACCCGAAAGUCCGAUUAUACUAACCAAACCUAUUUUAAAGGAAUACGGGGAUGACAAAUACGAUGCUGUUAAAUUGAAAGAUACGGCCAGACGGGGACAAUGGUCCAAUGACUACGGUGAGGCUGAUGGAUUACCUAUACGAAGGAAAAGAAGCGGCAGCAAAGUUAGUUUAAAAGAUUUAGAGGCCUUAGAAGAGGAGUUGGAGGUAUCUACGAAUACCGAACGUGCGUUACUAACUGACUUUAUACAAAAAUCAACGGCAAAAUCCACGACAGCUGAACUUGAUCAUCAAAAUAGUUUGAACAGUACAAACAAUAACUCUAGUAAUACCUCUCAAGCGAUGCUUUUAGAAACUGUCCAUGACAACAGCGGUGAUUCUGUUAAAAAAUCUAUAGUUAAUAGCUUGGAACAUUUAAUCUCUUCCUGGAAAACGAAAAACAUAAAUUGGAAGCCUAAGAAGCGAAAGAAAAAGUCAGAAGGCUACGCAUACAAAAUCCUCGGUAAUAAACAAACAGAAUCUUUUUGGUGGAGAUUUUCUGACGGCGUCUCUGAGCAAUGGAAUAGGUUGAUUUUGUAUUUUAAUAAACGAAUUUCUCCAAUAUUGGACCGUUCUCGGAAUCCAAAGACAUCAGAUAACAAAGAUUCGAAUAGUUUCGAUAACAAGAAAAGUACCAUUAUUAACAAGUUGGUUGCCAUGUCAACCAAAAAACCAGUAGAAAGGAAAUAAUUUGAUAUAACUGAAACUAAUACGGGAACAAAUCUUGAUAUUUGACCCGAUUAUUACGAAAAGUUAUUAUGAACCACUGAUACCAAUUUUACCGUGUUGUGUUAUGUCUCGUUCAUUUGUUUUGUGAUGAUAAUAAAGGUAUCGGUGUACGCGAAGUUCCAA
Messenger RNA from Cydia splendana, 2222 nucleotides. RefSeq lists its product as uncharacterized. Lineage: Eukaryota; Metazoa; Arthropoda; Insecta; Lepidoptera; Tortricidae. The record is from RefSeq and is a predicted model, not a curated record. The coding region runs from base 303 to 2060 and encodes 585 amino acids. The transcript has 10 exons.